ACUGACUCAUUCACUUGAUGCAGACAAAGAGGAAAACCAUUCGCAUGCAAUAGUUUAUUUUUUAUUUUUUCCCCGAUUGGCAAAAUUUUUUUGUUUUGACCCAGGCCACAAAAAAAAGUAUUUCAAAAAAAAGUUUUUUUAAUCGUAAGGCUAAAGGAAACACACGUUUAACUCGUCACACGAGCGAGAGACGUUAGAACACAACCUUUUUGUUUGUUUGUUAUUUAAAACCGUGAUGCGCUCCGCGCUUCCUCCGGCACGGCUUUAUUGACGUCUGCAUCCCACCAAGUACAGCAGCGGCAAGUGAGGACUUUAGUGGCUUUUUACGACACCGUCCGUGUGACGCAAUAUGAGCGCGAGCUUCGGAAUGUACGAAGAUGAGCAAACGAACGCCUGUGGGACCGUCUGUCUCAAAUACGUGCUCCUCGUGUUCAACUUCAUCUUUUGGUUGACCGGUGCUGGAGUGAUGGCGGUGGGCGUGUGGACACUGGUGGAGAAGGGUGACUAUCUCAGCCUGCUGGCCUCCAGCACGUUUGCCGCGACUGCCUAUAUCCUCAUUCUGGCUGGCAGCGUGGUCAUGCUCACGGGGCUGCUGGGAUGCUGUGCGGUGGUGCGCGAGCGACGCGGAUGCCUUGCUGCCUACUGUGGCCUCCUGUUGCUCAUCUUCCUUCUGGAAGUCAUUGCCGGGAUUCUGGCUUACCUCUACAGACAACAGUUGAGUGAAGAGUUAAAGAGCCACAUGAACAAAACAAUUGUGGAGAGCUAUGGGCAGCCUGAUCAGCAGAGGGUAACUGAUGCCAUGGAUAAACUUCAACAGGAGUUUAAGUGCUGCGGGAGCCACGACUGGAAUGAUUGGCAGCGGAGUGACUGGGUGAAGGUCGCCGCAGCAGAAGGCCGUCUGGUGCCAGACAGUUGCUGCAAAUCCCCGACGACACGCUGUGGCCGCCGUGACCAUCCCUCCAAUAUCAACAGGGUGGAGGGUGGGUGCAUCACGAAGUUGGAAGUGAUACUGCAGGAACAUCUGCUGCUCAUUGGUGCGGUGGGAAUUGGCGUGGCCUGCCUGCAGGUGCUGGGGAUGAUACUGACUUGCUGCUUAUACAGAAGUAUAAAGUUAGACCCCUACUAUUAAAAGAAUGACAGGAACCUGCAUUUUGAUAACACGUUUUUGUGAAUCAAACAUGUCAUAAUUCUGACCCAAUGAACUGUACCUAUAGUAUUAAUAUACUAAGCACAUUGUCUUUAUCCUGUGUGUGUGGGGGGGCAGCGACUGUGGAGCGAUUUGCGCGCUGCGCUAGGAACCUGGCGACCCGAGUUCAAUUCCCGCUCACGGCCACCACCGGUGACGAUAAUUUUAACCGCUCCUGGGCCUCCCCUAGGUCGACUCAGCCGCAAACGAGUAACUGGUGUGUGAACAUCGCUACUGGGGAGACAAAGGCGGCCGGGCGUGGUGAAUUAAAGUCCCGGGUGAAGCCGGGUUGUCAAGCUAGUAUACUAUAAAACUUGCAUAGGAAAUUGCUAUUUGAAAAAUUAACAUUGACUUAAUAUAUAUUUACACGGUCAGUUUUGUGUUUAUACUCGUAGUUUGUGUUUAAUGUUAAUAUACCAUGAUUGUAUUAAAACAGGACAAUGCAAAAGUUUAAGCUACAUCGUUUAAAUGUGCCUUAAUCAUUGGUAGAUGUCACCAGAAAAUAUCCAGCAGCAUAGAGAUGGAUACAAUUAACUGUUAAACUGCAUAUUCAUUUAAUAAAGUUUUUUUUUAAGUA
This is a messenger RNA of Petromyzon marinus (sea lamprey), 1763 nucleotides long. RefSeq names its product CD151 antigen-like. Gene Ontology annotation, cellular component: plasma membrane. The record is from RefSeq and is a predicted model, not a curated record. NCBI's taxonomy places the organism in Eukaryota, Metazoa, Chordata, Hyperoartia, Petromyzontiformes, Petromyzontidae.